CGGCCGCGGAGGGGGCGCGCAGCGGCUGGAGCAGAACGGAACGACCCCAAACGGCUCCGCUUUGAGCGAAACACCGCUGGGGCGCAGGAGGAUUGUACAUUCCCGUUGAACAGAGCCGCAUACCGGGUGCCGUUUAGCAGAACUGAACGAUUAGAUUGUGGUUGUUCGCUGUUAGGUGGUGGGUGGGUUCUCUCGCUCUCUCUCCCUCAUACACACACACAGAGAUUGCUAAGCUAAGCUAACGGAGCUCGGUCCGGUCCGGUAGAGGAGGAGGAAGAGGGGAGGAGGGUGACCGAGAACGGGAAGACUAUCAUCCCGAGCAGAACAGGCCGUCGUCCUGCCGUUCGUUCGUUGUGGGAUGUGAACGGUCCAAACGAACGGCGGGUCUUUCCACGGAUCUGUGUUAUUUUCCCACCCAGAACACUCGUAGGAUGGGACAACAGGUAGGCCGCGUGGGAGAAGGGGCUUCCUCUGGGAUCCAGACCCCACCGCAGGCGCAACAGCAGCAGGGCAGGUCGAACCGGGCCAGCAGCUCCGGGAGGAGACCCCGAGACGGCGGCAGCAGCAGCACCCUCACCGGGACUCCACCGGGCAGAAGUGCCGCCGCUGCAGUGAACAUCAUGCCGGACCCGGGGAUCAAUGUUUUCACCCUGCACUCAGAAGCCCUGCACAGGCCGUUUGGACUGGACUCGACGGCGCUGACGGAGGCGGUGCGCUGGAGCUCCAAGGAGAAUCUGCUGGGUGCUGCCGAAAGUGACCCCAACCUCUUCGUGGCACUUUACGACUUCGUUGCCAGUGGUGACAACACACUGAGCAUCACGAAAGGAGAGAAGCUACGAGUGUUGGGUUAUAAUCAGAAUGGAGAAUGGAGUGAAGUCCGCUCGAAGAAUGGCCAGGGCUGGGUACCCAGUAACUAUAUCACCCCCGUGAACAGUCUGGAGAAACACAGCUGGUAUCAUGGGCCCGUGUCCCGCAGCGCUGCCGAGUACCUGCUCAGCAGCCUGAUCAACGGCAGCUUCCUGGUGCGGGAGAGUGAGAGCAGCCCCGGCCAGCUCUCCAUCUCUCUUCGCUACGAGGGACGGGUCUAUCAUUACCGCAUCAACACAGCCUCUGAUGGAAAGGUCUAUGUGACAGCAGAGAGUCGUUUCAGCACGUUAGCCGAGCUGGUUCAUCAUCAUUCCACAGUGGCGGAUGGAUUGGUAACCACGCUACAUUAUCCUGCUCCCAAAUGCAACAAGCCCACCGUCUACGGCGUCUCUCCCAUCCACGACAAGUGGGAGAUGGAGCGUACCGACAUCACCAUGAAACACAAAUUGGGCGGAGGACAGUACGGAGAGGUGUAUGUUGGAGUUUGGAAAAAGUACAACCUCACUGUAGCUGUAAAAACUCUAAAGGAGGACACCAUGGAGGUUGAAGAGUUUCUUAAGGAGGCUGCAGUCAUGAAGGAGGUCAAACAUCCCAAUCUAGUACAGUUACUGGGUGUGUGUACAUUGGAGCCUCCCUUCUACAUAGUGACCGAGUACAUGCCCCAUGGGAACCUGCUGGAUUACCUGCGUGAGUGUGAAAGGGACCAGGUGAAUGCUGUGGUGCUGCUCUACAUGGCAACUCAGAUCUCCUCUGCCAUGGAGUAUCUGGAGAAGAAGAACUUCAUCCAUAGGGACCUGGCAGCUCGUAAUUGUCUGGUAGGAGAGAAUCACGUGGUGAAGGUGGCUGAUUUCGGACUGAGCCGUUUGAUGACGGGUGACACCUACACGGCUCAUGCGGGAGCCAAAUUCCCCAUCAAAUGGACCGCACCAGAGAGUCUGGCCUACAACACCUUCUCCAUCAAAUCAGAUGUGUGGGCAUUUGGAGUUUUGCUUUGGGAGAUUGCGACGUACGGGAUGUCUCCAUACCCAGGAAUUGACCUGUCUCAGGUGUAUGACCUGCUGGAGAAAGGCUACCGCAUGGAGCAGCCCGAAGGCUGUCCUCCUAAAGUCUACGAGCUCAUGAGAGCCUGCUGGCAGUGGAGUCCACUGGAUAGACCCUCAUUUGCUGAGAUUCAUCAGGCCUUUGAAACCAUGUUUCAUGACUCGAGCAUUUCAGAAGAGGUAGCUGAAGAGCUGUGUAAAACUGCAUCUGGUGGGCAGAGUGGAGUUGCCCACACUUUCGGCCCUGAUAUGCCACUCUUACCCUCAAAGUCUCGUGGGCAGAAGAAACACUCAGAGAACAAAGAGAAUAUGGAGGAGGCAGGACCCCACGGCCCUGCAGGUCUUGCAACAUCCCUUUUUGUUGGUGAUGGCCGCUCUAGCAGCUCUCCAGCCUUGCCUCGUAAACAGCGGGAUAAGUCUCCCUCUAGCCUUCUGGAGGACUGCCAGGACACCACCUUCACCCGUGACCGAAAGGCUGGCUUCUUCAGUUCAUUCAUGAAGAAGAAGUCCAUGUCCUCUUCUGCUACAUCCUCACCUCAACAGCAACAGAACCUCCCAAUGCCUCCCAAGAGGAGCAGCUCUUUCAGGGAGAUGGAGACGCAGCCCCAUAAAAAGUAUGAGCCCACGGCUGGGUUUUCAGGUCCUCCUCCUCCUCUGCCUCAGACUGAUGGAUUGAGUUUCUCUCCAUCUCACGGAGAGGGAAAUCAUGUGCAGUCCCGCUGUUGUGGGGCCACAUUUGGGCAAAAGCCUUCAAGUUCAAACUCUGGAGCAACCUCUGGUCAAGUGGGAAGCAGCAGUAGCUGGGGAAGCCUAGCGGGCUUCUUCACCCCUCGCCUUAUUAAAAAAACUCUAGGAUUGCGGACUGGUAAAUCUUCUGGGAUAGACGAAGUGAGCGGAACAAAGCCAUUCCCUCGCUCAAACUCAACAUCCUCUAUGUCUGCUGGGUUGCCAGAUUUAGAGCGCAUGGCAUUGACAUUACCAAGAAACCGUAGCAAACCUCCACUAGAGCGCACAUCUUCUACCACCUCACAACCAGAAAAUGGGGCAACACGACCUUCAGAUGCAAUCUUGAGAAAGCUUGAUGAAGGUACGGCUCAGAUACGGGAUCGCCCCAAAGCCAAACUCUUGCCACGAGGGGUCGCAGGUGGAGUUAGAGCACCAGGUGUAGGGGGAGAGGCAGAAUCGGACUCAAACACAAGGGGGAAAGAUGGGCAAGAUGACAGGCAAGGCUGGUCAUCUCCAUCCAAAACCUCCACCCUUGGUUCUGUCAAUCUGCAUAACCACAAAGUUCCAGUGCUGAUCUCCCCGACUUUAAAGCACAGCUCGGGUGAUGUACACCUAGUCGGCGUGGACUCUCAGGGCAACCGCUUCAAACUGCUGUCCGAUAGUGGGGAUCGUGACCGACCACGCCUGGUGAAGCCAAAAUGUGCACCUCCUCCACCGCCCAUGCUCCGCUCCCUCCAACACGCCUACAGUGCCGAUGCAGCUGACGAAGCUGUCAGUGGGAACAUGGAGGUCAAUGGAGAUACCAUCAAAAGAUCAGGAAGAGAAGCCAGGGGAGCACGUCCGUCAAUACCACCACCACAAGUGCCUCCAGCCCCUGUAGUCCCCUCUAGUAACAACACCACGCAAACCAAGUUGGCCAAUGGUGCUUCAAGUGGCGGACCUGGCCCUACUUCAGCUAAACCCACCCUUAGACGGACUCGACAGCAAACAGAAAGGAUCCCUCUUGAGAAGAUCAGCAAGGAGGCUCUUCUGGAAUGUGCUGAAUGCUUGAGUAGUGCUCUUCAAGGUAACACCGAGCUUUCAUCCAGCAGCCAGGUCCUAGAUGUGGGACACCAACUUUUGGACUACUGCUCGGGGUAUGUCGAUUGCAUCUCACAGACACGUAAUAAGUUUGCCUUUCGAGAGGCAGUAGGGAAACUAGAGUUGGGUCUUCAGGAGCUGCGCGCUUGCUCUACGGGUGGGGGAGUGGGACUUAGUGGACCUGGGACCAGCCCAGCUCUUGACAACUUGCACAUGUGCAUUAAAGAGAUCAGUGAUGUUGUGCAAAGGUAGCCACUGUGUUCACCUGUAGCUACACCUUCCAAAACUCCUCCUCCUGUACCCCUCGAGACUUUCUUUUUUUAACCUCCCAAAAUCAAUCUAGUUUUAUUUAAAUGUUGGGGGCAGAGAAUAUUCUCUAAGAAGUACCUCAGAAAAAUAGUACAAACACACUCGCUCUAUCUCUUUAUUGUUUACAGGUGACUUUCUCCUUGAAAUUGCCAGUUGGGAACAGAGUUUUUUUUUGUAUAUAAGCUUUUUGUCACAACCAAAAUACACAGUUUUGUUUUUGACAGUUUUGUUUUUAAUCAAUAUUUGCAGUUUUAUCUUGAUAUGAGAGGAUCCGUUUUUAUGAAAAGACUGGGGUUGCACAGGUUUGGGUGAGCCAACUGCACGAUAACUGGUCCACUUAAUGGUCCAUGAUUUCAAUUCAAUUUUUGGAUAUUCAGUGCACUAUUUAAACAAAAGUAACAGGACACUGCAUUAAAAUGUCAGUGAAAACAUACAAAUGCCCACAAUUAAGAAAUCAUGGCUUUAUUAUAAUAUUGCUAGUUUAAAAGAUACACUGUGGAAUGCAAACACAGCCAAUCCAAUGCACAUCUCAUUUUAGCCAUUACAUGUGCUUCUCUCUACAUCCCAUACUGUCAUUUUUAAUUUGACCACGUUUGUUGAACAAUCCAGCUUUUGAUAUCCAUUGAUAGUUUUAUAGAUCUUUUUGUAACUGGUCCUUAUUUCGUCCAUGUGUUGUUGUUGCUCAUAGUGGUUUGUGUGGCAUAGUUGAAAUGGUGUUGGGUCUGUCACCACAUGGAUCCUAUUUGGCCUUCUAUAUCCGUGGCCUUUCAAUAAUGCCCCCAUCAGCCAGAUGGCACAAAGCUACAUUCAGACUCUCGAGUUCUCAAAGCUCAAGAAUUCUCAACUUUUAUUGAUUUGCUAUGGGGGAAUUUAUGACGUGCGGAAAGGAAUUUAUAUUCGGACGCGAAUAGUGUAAUGGUGCCAACAGUAGCAGCAACACUACAUACACAAGUAUUGCCAAGUCUUUUAACACAAUUGCUUUAGCACAUUGAUUUGUAAAUUUAUUUUGAUUUCACUUUAGAAUGUCGCCAUUUGUAAACUUGAAUUUUAAAUUAUUUUCUAUUCAAAGCACAGGCAUUUUUAUGAUAUUGUAGAUAUUAUUUGAUACCCACGAACAGGCUGUGAAAGGUCAUGCUCACUUGUGUCCUUGUGGUGAGAUGUUGGUGUCAGGGUCUCCAUCUGUGCAUCUGCAUUAUGAAUGUAUUCAUUUGUUAAAAACAGGAAUGUUGUUUUGUGUGUGUGUGAGUGCGUGUGUAAGUGCGUGUUUGCAUUUAAUUUUUCUGUCUUUUCACAAAUAGAAACAUAGAGAUUUCUUCAGGACACAAAUGGUUACACAUUUUCUGACUCUUCAUGAAAGUAAUAGAUUUCUAUCAGAAUUUGCAUAAAUGAGAUUUUUGUGGGUAUCCUGCAAUGUCAAUGUUGAAAUGUAAAGAGGAAGAUUUGUACCGAUUACACUGGAGCACAUUUUUAAAGCAUAAAUGUUUAUUGCCUUGCCUUAAUUCACUAUCUAGGGUAUGAAAUAUGGAAUUAAUGAAAGAAGAAAUAUCCAUGACAUUUCAGUUCCACUGCAGCAGAAAAACAUGCAUCGUGUUUGUUCAGAAUAUUUUAUUGCCACUCUGAAUCAUUUGCCAACGCUAACUCUUUUGCCCUUUGUUUUUCUGCCAUGGGCAACGUUUUCUGAUAUUACAUGGUGCCUUUGUGAGAGAUUCAAUGUCUGUGCACUGCAGAGUCAUGUUAAAGGUCUGUUCAUGUAACUGUGUUUUGCUCUCAAAUGUUUGAUAUUGAUUUUAAGGUGGCAAAUGGGAAUUUUUCAAGCCUUUAUCGUCAUUCAGGCUCUCAGACAUCUGGGGAUUUGAGGUGUCCAGCUUGAAAAGGAAAAAGUGCAAUGAUCUGUCCUUUACUAAAGAAAAAACAGUGCUUGAAGUCUGGUCUCAUUUUACUGAACGAGCUCAUCAUUUGGUCAGGAAUACCUCUCUUGUAAUCACAUUGAGAAGUUCGGUCUUUGAAACACAUGCAGGUCAUCUAUUCCAUUUAUUAUUAUGUCUGAAAAUAUUUCGUUAGCAAGCUGAGGGGGAAGAGUGUGUGUCAGUUUUACAUGAUUGUCGGGGAGUAUUUUGCCUUUUUAAAUUCUUAAUUGUAGUAAAACAGCUAUUUUUUUUCCAUUCGUUGCCACCUAACAUCACAGUUUGUAUUUUAAUCUGGUCUUUUUAGCCAUAAUCAGAACGUUUUGUUUUAAAUGUUCUCCCCUAAAUGUCUCAAAUUAGCUAUGUUUCCAUUCAAAAAUGCUAAUUAAUUUUAUGCGCAAAACUGGCUUAUGGCAUGAAAGACAUGAGAAUAAAGCAGUGUUUCCAUCCAACGAGUCAAAGCUAACAAAAUCGUCACUUCCUGAUUAUCUGGCGCCAAAUAUCAACAGUAAAAACAUAAUUUGCAGUGGUAGGAGAAGCUUCGUGAAUCGUUUGAAGGCGUGAGAAGUUUGUCUUAUUCAGUUAUGCUCAUAUGUUUUUUUUUUAUGGCCAUUUUCAAAAUGUUUCUUGGCGUUUUUUAUGGUCAUAUGCAAAAGGCGCAUAGAAAUAGGUGGAUGGAAACGUAGCUAUUGACAUGAUUGUAUCAUUUAAAGAGGAACAAUUCUCCUGUAAGUUAUGCUUUAUGAGCCACACAAGGCCUCGGUACAAAGCAUAUUUUUUGUACUGUAUUUUAUUACAGUCAUAUUCAUCAAAAAUGAGUGCUUUUUCCAUUUUGUUUCACUUUCCCAAAUUCCUUUUUUGUCACUUUUAUUUAUUUAUUGUUCUGCUUUUUAUGUUGAAACCUGGAACUCACUUUUUUUGUAAGGUCAGAUUUUAAGUGCUGAAGAAAUUUUAUAUACCAAAGGCCACCUCUCCAAGUCCUUCAAGUGCAAUGAAAAUGAAACACUCUUAAUUUUGAAUAUGUGAAUUUAACAGGGAUUAAAAAGGCAGAGGUUGACAGAUUAACAGUAUUUUUUUCUGUUUUGUAAAAAGUAUAUUUUGUGUGAUUCUAAUUUAAAGCUCACUUUUAAUAGUAUAUUACUGUGAAGUCCUUCCUCAGUGUUACACUUGAUGUAAAUAAUGAAUAAAGAAACUGUUGAAACAA
This is a messenger RNA of Danio aesculapii, 7130 nucleotides long. It is a transcript of the gene abl2, whose product is annotated as c-abl oncogene 2, non-receptor tyrosine kinase. The record is from RefSeq and is a predicted model, not a curated record. The transcript is spliced from 11 exons. Bases 432 to 3965 code for a protein of 1177 amino acids. Gene Ontology annotation, molecular function: protein binding; non-membrane spanning protein tyrosine kinase activity; ATP binding. Gene Ontology annotation, biological process: protein phosphorylation; regulation of apoptotic process. NCBI's taxonomy places the organism in Eukaryota, Metazoa, Chordata, Actinopteri, Cypriniformes, Danionidae.